AUGUUUCUCAAAUAUAUCAUUACAUCACAACCUAUAACUGAGGUCAAAAAUACCAUCAUCAUCACCAGAAAUAGAUGUGAAGAAUACUACAUGCUUGUAUCUGUACCAUUUGAGAAGUUUGAGAACCAAACACCCAUCAGUGGACGGAUAAUAAGCAUAGAUCCAGGAGCACGUACAUUCAUCACAUGUUAUAACCCACAAGUUACACCACAAGCUCGCGUUGUGGUUGGUGAGAAAUUACCAGACCAUCCUGCUUCCGAAAUUCGAAACCUCACAAAUGGUGAUAGUAAGUUGGGUCCCAAAGUAUCACGAACGAUGCUCAGUUGGCGACAUUACACAUUCAAGCAAUUUCUGUUGCACAAGGCAAACGAGUAUUACGAUCGAAACGUAGUGAUCUGUGAAGAAGCGUACACUUCAAAGACUUGCGGAGCAUGUGGUUGGCAAAAUCAACUUUUAAGAAAAAACUGUAGAAUAAAGAUGGAUAGAGAUUUUAAUGGUGCUAGAAAUAUAUUAUUAAAAUAUCUAUCCGAGUCAGUUCUGUUGAUCUGA
Messenger RNA from Cetraspora pellucida, 549 nucleotides. The record is from the annotation of a GenBank genome assembly. NCBI's taxonomy places the organism in Eukaryota, Fungi, Glomeromycota, Glomeromycetes, Diversisporales, Gigasporaceae.